AUGCUUGGUAUUGAAGCAUCAAUGUCAUACACUGAAGAUUUAUUUUGUCCAGCUGAUGUUGAUAGUGAAUCUUUUUUUAAUUCAAAUUUUGAUAUAGACAAAUAUACAACAGCUGCAACGAAAGAUGAAAAAAGUGUUGCACAAUCGAAUAAUGAUUUAGCUAAAGCUUUUGAACAGGUCAAAUUACUUGCAAACACAAAAUGA
Molecule: messenger RNA, 204 nt
Organism: Rotaria sp. Silwood1
Lineage: Eukaryota; Metazoa; Rotifera; Eurotatoria; Philodinida; Philodinidae
Source: the annotation of a GenBank genome assembly